Babesia microti strain RI is the source of this 597-nucleotide messenger RNA. RefSeq lists its product as hypothetical. The record is from RefSeq and is a predicted model, not a curated record. The coding region runs from base 1 to 597 and encodes 198 amino acids. The transcript has 3 exons. Lineage: Eukaryota; Apicomplexa; Aconoidasida; Piroplasmida; Babesiidae.
AUGUCCGAUGAGGAAACAGUGAAUUUGUUGCAAUGUCCCAUCGAGGUAAAACGUAGCAAUAGUGGCAGAAAUUUUGGUUGGGGAUUGCCACGGAUUGACUAUAUGAGCUUUAAGCGUAUAUUGGCCAACUUGUAUUACGAAUGGAACAACCCUGUGACCUACGUCAUUAUGGUGUGUAUAAACACCUACAUAAUACUAUCCUGUCUAUUCUAUACUAUAGUUCCCACACCCGCAUAUGUGCUGGAAAUUUUUGUCAUGAUUACAUUCACUUUUGAGCUAUCAACAAAAGCUAUACUAUUGGGUCCUAAGGCGCUAUGGGAAAAGGAUGGCAAGAUAGACACAAUCGCCUACGUCAUGUGUUUUAUAUCGAUGUUUGGAACAUGGGACUUUAGCAUCCCCGAAGAGUACGUAUACCCCGAUCAGGCCCAUACAGGAGACAAGUACGCCAAAAUCUUUGUAGUGUCAUUUCGCAUAAUCGCACAACUCAUAAGGCUUUUCAGGGCUAUAAUCUGUCAUUAUAAAGCUAAGUUCAAGUGCGAUGAUCGUAUUUGGAUAGAGAUGGAUGAAACUCUCCAACCUUGUAUCGCUAAUUGUUAG